This is a messenger RNA of Tripterygium wilfordii, 1827 nucleotides long. RefSeq names its product protein AUXIN RESPONSE 4. Bases 101 to 1531 code for a protein of 476 amino acids. The record is from RefSeq and is a predicted model, not a curated record. NCBI's taxonomy places the organism in Eukaryota, Viridiplantae, Streptophyta, Magnoliopsida, Celastrales, Celastraceae. Gene Ontology annotation, molecular function: catalytic activity. The transcript has 2 exons.
UUCCUAGGAAAAAGAAAAAGAAUAAAGCUUGAGCCUGGAACUUUAUUCUCUGUCUCUGCAAUCUCCACUCUCACUUCCAUUCCAUGUAAAUUAUUCAGAAAUGGCGAUCAUUACAGAAGAGGAGCAAUACCCACAACCGAAGAACCCACCACACCAACCCCCUCCACCUCCAAAACCGAAAUCUGACGAGAGACCGAACGUAUUCGCCUUCUGGUUCUACUUUACAGUCAUAGUAUCUGUCAUCACCUUCUCUACCGUCUUCUUUGCGUCUCUCUCCUCUUCAGACCCCAGAUCGUGGUUUCUCUCUCUCCCGGCUUCCCUUCGCCAGCACUACUCGAGAGGACGCACUAUCAAGGUGCAGACUGCACCAGGGAGAUCACCCAUCGAGGUAUUCGCAUUUGAAAGUGGUAAGCUUAGAUCUGAUGCUGAGAAUGUACUAAUUAUUCAUGGAUUCGGUAUUAGUUCCUACAGUUUUGGUGGGGUUGUUCAGAGUUUGGGGUCCAAAGGGGUUCGUGGGAUUGCUAUGGAUCUGCCUGGAAAUGGGUUUUCCGAUAAAUCAACUGUUGAGAUUGAAGAGGGUGCUGCAAGUGGGGUUUUAGGGAGGUUUAGGGACGUAUUUCGGAUUAUUAAAGAGAAGGGCUUUUUCUGGGCUUUUGAUCAGAUGAUAGAAACUGGGCAGAUUCCUUAUGAAGAGAUAGUGACUAGGUUAUCGAAAAGGGAGGUUGUGAGGCCUAUUGAAUUGGGUUCUGAAGAGGUAGGAAGAGUGUUGGGACAGGUGAUUGAGACAAUGGGGUUGUCUCCUUUCCACCUGGUUUUACAUGAUUCCAGUCUGGCAAUGGUGGCAGAUUGGGUUAGGGAGAAUUCUGGAUUGGUCAGAAGUGUGACACUAAUUGAUACUGGACGAGAGCCAGCUAUGCCUUUAUGGGUUUUAGAAAUGCCAUUGAUUAGGAACUUUGUAUUUGGAUAUAAAUUUGUGUAUGACAGAUUGAUCAAGGUGUGUUGUGCAAAGGGCAUUGGUGGUUUGGAGGCAGAGGCACAUAGGAUUCUCUUGAAUGGAAGGGAUGGGUGGAGAUCGGUUGUGGGUAUGGGAAGGAAAAUGAACUUUAGUUUUGAUGUUGCAGAAUGGGGUGGUUCUGAUGGUAUGAAAGGGAUGCCUAUACAAGUGCUCUGGUCUGAUAGUUGGUCGAAUGAAUGGAUUGCAGCAGGACACCAGGUUGCUGAGGCGCUACCUCAGGCAAACUUUGUCUCACACUCUGGAGGACGGUGGCCUCAGGAAGAUACUGCCGAUGAGAUAGCUGAGGAUAUUUUCAAGUUUGUCUCUUCAUUACCAAAAUCAGUUAGACAAACUGAAGAAGAACCUAUACCAGAGCACAUCCAGAAAAUGCUCGAUGAAGCAAAAGGCGAUCAUGAUGAUCAUCACCACCACCAUCAUCAUGGUCACGGUGGCCAUGACCACCAAGAUGGACAUGUUUAUGAUCAUGGAGCUGGAUACAUGGAUGCUUAUGGACUUGGUCAUGGAUGGGGCAGUUGAUAUGCUUGAUGCUUUAGUUGACUCAAUGAACGGCUAUUGACACAGCUGGUGAUUAGAUUCAUGCCAUACCUUACUCGAGUCAUUCUGCUUUGUGAUAUUUUCUGAUACUUGAUGUUGUUAAGAUCAUGUCAUAUUAGAUUUUUGUAAUCCUAUAGCUUGUACGGACCUAUGAUUACACUAUUUAGAUGCAAUUGGCCACAAUUGUUUUUCAUUGAUGGCUAUUUUUGGUAGUUGUGUGAAGGUUAUAUUGCAAAAUACUGGUCGGUUAUGGAUCAGUUGACCAGUAGUUCUGUUUC